CGUCAAGUCAACCCUCAUCAAGGUCAGUAUGCCCCUCUGUCGCCUGGAAAGCAGUCAGGAAGCCUCUAUGACCUCUGCCUGGACGGCCUGUGUGGUCGAAAUGCAGGAUUUCGAGUGGGAAAGUGGUGGAUGGGCCGUCCAAGCAGUGGAUGUAGUGACGCCUGGCAUUCUCGCGACGUCUCCACGAACCCUGCUAACAGUAAUAUCGCAACUUCCCUUCUAGAUUCGCCAUGGGUUUCGCGCACAACAACGUCCUUCACGAUAACCAUUUCCGCAAGGACUGGCAGUCCCGCGUCCGCACCUGGUUCGACCAGCCCGGGCGCAAGCUCCGUCGCCGCCAGGCUCGCAAGACCAAGGCUGCUGCCCUUGGUGUGCGCCCGCUCACUCUCCUCCGCCCCGCCGUCCGCGCACAGACCGUGCGCUACAACAGGAAGGUCCGCGAGGGUCGUGGAUUCACCCUGGGCGAGCUCAAGGAGGCCGGCAUUGGCAAGAAGGAGGCCCGCGGCGUUGGCAUUGUUGUCGACCACCGGAGGCGAAACCUGAGUGAGGAGGGCAAGGCGAUCAACGUGGAGCGUCUCAAGGCGUACAAGGCGCGCCUCAUUGUCUUCCCCCGCAACCUCAAGAAGCCCAAGAAGGGCGACUCUACCGGCGAGGAGCUCUCUGCCCCCACAACCCGGUCCAACCUCCCUCUCCCCGACCCGUACGCCCACGAGGCUCCCCGCCAAAUCUCCGAGGAGGAGCGCGAGUUCCAGGCGUACCGCACCCUCCGCCAGGAGCGUGGGCGCGCUCGCAACGAGGGUCAGCGCAAGGUGCGGGAAGCCAAGAAGGCGGAGGAGGAGGCGAGCAAGAAGAAGUAAAGCGUUGCUUACUUGCAUUCCCUCACAUAUCUCGUCCUCACGUCCUUUCCCUUUGCACUGCCUAUGUACACAAAAAUUGGCGACGCCCGGGGUUACUGCAUUACAUGCCCUAUGCACCGAUUAUGACAUGCUCUUGGUGGAGUAUUCUCAAACACAUCCUCCAUGCUCUAUCUCA
Molecule: messenger RNA, 1032 nt
Organism: Rhodofomes roseus
Lineage: Eukaryota; Fungi; Basidiomycota; Agaricomycetes; Polyporales; Fomitopsidaceae
Product: 60S ribosomal protein L13
Exons: 4
Coding region: 231-857 (208 amino acids)
Biological process (GO): translation
Cellular component (GO): cytosolic large ribosomal subunit; ribosome
Molecular function (GO): structural constituent of ribosome; RNA binding
Source: RefSeq, a predicted model, not a curated record